GAAGCAUGUACACACUAGAAUGAAAGAUAGUACAAUAUUUCAUUUUAAAAUACACCAGAUGACGCUUAACUUGGAAAAAUGAAUGUCCAAUUUGUCAUGAGCCAGCUUAUAGAUUGGGCGAAAAAAGGAGGGAAAAUAAUGGCAGCUUCUGUAAAUCAGUCUUAAUCAGCCGUCCAAUAUACUAGACUUCACAAAAGUCCAAUGAGAAGAAACACAUAAUGACAUAAUAAGUUAAAAAAGGGAGAAAAACAAAAAAAGGAUGGAAAGAAAAAACAAAAGGUCUUCAUCGUCUGUUAUAAUUUCGUUAUGAACUAGGCUGUAAGAUGCUCUAUUUCCUCUUGCACACAGAAUUUGAAACAAGGCAGAACCCAGCGGCUAUAUGUACGUUUCUCAUCUGUCGUUAAACAAUUAGCUGCAGUCAUGUCCUUCCAUAUUAAUCGAAAGCUGAUGUUUGAAUCUCUUGAUAAUUCCACCAGCAAAACUUGUAGCAGCUAUUAUUGCAACCCAGAGGUGUAUCAUUCUAGAAUUUGUCCACUGUCAUGUUUUUAUAUUUGCCAGGGUAUAUGUCUUCUUCCAGAAAUUGAACUACCACCACAACCACCACUAAAUUUCACACCCAAAUUUCCUCUUUCGCAGUCUCCAAAUAAACACACUCUUUCCAUCUUCUUGAUCCUUCUAAUUUCAGUCUUAUUUUGUGCCUAUGUCAUUCACAAAUUCCGCAACUCAAGAACUUCUUCACAACCCGAGCAACAAGUAGUAGUAGAACAAGGAGAGUUUAGUAAUAUUCAAACAGUGGGUCUUCAGCAAUCAGUCAUCAACACCAUCAAAAUCUGCAAGUAUAAAAGAGGUGAAGGGCUAAUUGAAGGAACAGAGUGCUCUGUUUGCUUGAGUGAGUUUCAAGAAGAUGAAACUCUUAGGAUUUUGCCAAAGUGUAACCAUGCUUUUCACAUACCUUGCAUUGACACUUGGCUCAAAUCACACACCAAUUGUCCCAUGUGCCGUUCUGACAUUGUCAUCACAAUUCCCGCGACUGCAGCUUUCAUGGAGCGAAACGUGUGACUCAUCUAAGAGCUUAAAUUGUUGAAAAACACAUUUUUAUUUACUUUAUUACUCUGUGACUUUCGAA
Molecule: messenger RNA, 1126 nt
Organism: Solanum dulcamara
Lineage: Eukaryota; Viridiplantae; Streptophyta; Magnoliopsida; Solanales; Solanaceae
Product: RING-H2 finger protein ATL54-like
Exons: 1
Coding region: 421-1059 (212 amino acids)
Biological process (GO): protein ubiquitination
Source: RefSeq, a predicted model, not a curated record